This is a messenger RNA of Medioppia subpectinata, 690 nucleotides long. The record is from the annotation of a GenBank genome assembly. NCBI's taxonomy places the organism in Eukaryota, Metazoa, Arthropoda, Arachnida, Sarcoptiformes, Oppiidae.
CACACCCAAUGCAUUGCCAUCGCGUUUGAUGACAAGCAGUGAUAAUCAUCGCAGACAUCAUUGGCCGCCAAAAUGGGUAUCAAUUUGUCGACCCCUUCCUCGCCGGUCAACGAACAGUCGCUCAAUCGGCACAACAAGUCGUUGAAUAGCCAUCCCGUGAAUAGUGUGGUCUCACAUACUAUCGCUAUCAAUGACAAACACCACUCGUCUUCGGGCGGCGGCCACGAAGUGGACCAUCAAAUGCCCGAUUCUAACGAACUCGAGAGACGAUUCACCAAAGUGUUGGCGUCAAUGGAUUUACCUCCAGAUAAGGCCAAACUUCUGCGCGGAUACGACAUCGAGAAGAAGUGGGAAAUGAUUAGAGACCAGGAAAAAGUGACGGCCAAACAGUCGCCCGAAUACUAUCUCCAAAAGCUGUCCACUUAUUUGGACCCAAAGGCCAGUCGGAGUACGAAGAAAGUGAGACAAUUGGGCGCUAAGACAUCCACACAAGUGCUUCGCGAUCUGGAGAUCUCUUUGCGCACGAAUAACAUCGAAUGGGUUCGAGAGUUCCUCUCGGAGUCGAACGGCGGUCUGGAUGUGCUCAUCGAAUACCUCACCUUUCGGUUAGUGACACAACAACAGCACCAACUCCUCAAAGACCAACAAACCCAACACCAGUCCAAUGGCAGCGCCGAUAAUCUGACCGCA